Messenger RNA from Colletotrichum graminicola M1.001, 1026 nucleotides. RefSeq lists its product as uncharacterized. The record is from RefSeq and is a predicted model, not a curated record. Lineage: Eukaryota; Fungi; Ascomycota; Sordariomycetes; Glomerellales; Glomerellaceae. The coding region runs from base 1 to 1026 and encodes 341 amino acids. The transcript has a single exon.
AUGUCGAUCUGUCAGACGGAGCGGCAGCGACUCCCUCAGGAGCUCGUCUUGCACAUCAUCGAAAGGCUUCUCCCGCCGAAUGAGACUGCCAUCUUGCCCGCCUCACACAGCGCAACGAGGGCGCUCGUCAACUUGACACUGGUAUCGCGCUCGACGUAUGGCUUUUCCACACGCCUCCUCCGGAGGCGGUGCAUGCACAUCGACUCGACCAAACGCCUGAGCCUGCUUCUGCUCAGCCUCCUGUCUCCGUCGCUCAGCAGCCUGCCGCCCACGCUAUCCCUCAAAUGCAUCACCUCCCUCUACAUCAGCCCCUUUGGGAAGUCGCUGGACGACAAGCCCACGGCGAUGUGGGUACGCGAGCUCUUCUGCGAGGUCUGCGACACGCUCAAGAGACUCGUGGUUGACAUGCCGUUUGGGAGUUUGUCAGGGUACAACGAUCACCUCGACGUGAGGCCGACGCUGACGGACGGGUUCCAGAGGCUGUCCAAGUUGGAGGAGCUCGUAUGCAUGCGAGACUACCCGGCCCUGACGUUCAUGUCGCGGACCUUCACCGUCAACUGCUGGAGCCUUUGGCCCAAGCUGCGGCGCGUGGCGUUGUUUAAGGCUCCCGUAGGGAGCCACUGUUUCUGGUACGACACGGCCAACACGGCCUCGCUGGAGCACGUCGUGCUUGUGCGACCGUUGGAUCUGGAAACAGCCAAUAUCAAGGAUGACUACAAUGAGGUGCUGCAGAAGUUCGACCAUCUGGUACCUCGCAAGCUCAAAGUAGUUUUGGCGGACGUAGAGAGCGACUUGGCUGAUGUACAGACAGCGGGUUGGGCAGAGCACGACCCGGAGGGGCUGAUUGUUGUCGAAAAACACCACAUUCCCACGUCCUUCUACGGCGACGAGGCAGUGGAUGAGGUGUGCUGUGGCUGGGUCAAGACAGCUGCGCUGAACGGCUCGAUAUGGAGCUGGGAAGGCCAACCUAUCGUGGGUGCGCCGGGUGAUGCAGGCGAACAGAUUGUGUUAGCAGCAGAUGCAUGA